This is a messenger RNA of Cuscuta europaea, 4783 nucleotides long. The record is from the annotation of a GenBank genome assembly. Lineage: Eukaryota; Viridiplantae; Streptophyta; Magnoliopsida; Solanales; Convolvulaceae.
CACCAGCACCUCACUGGCGACACUGUGGUCAUCACCUCCGAUGGUGACACCACCUCUGCCCUCUACCCCAGCCCCCUCCCCAGUUCCCAAAAUUACUAUUUCCCCAACCCAACCCUAGCCUCAAAUGCCCUAAUCUGGAUCUAGGUCGUCCACCGCCACCCUGAUUCAACCUAUAACCUCAAAAUCCUAGCCGCCGGUAACCUCACACAAAUCUGGAAUGAGGACGACGAUGGUGUGCUCCCGUGUUCGACCUCGCCCCUGUAUCUCCUCAAUGCUUAAUCGAUCGAACAGAAAACAAGAAAAGGAGAAGACAAAGUGGGGUGGGACGUGGGAUGUGACGGUGGAGGCAACGAUGUAAGAUGAUGACGGAGACGCCAGUUCCACAUCGAGGCAGAGCUUGAGCGAAGAUGAGAGGUGUCAGUGCGACGGAGGUGCCGCGACGAUGGAGGAGCUUCGAUGAUCGCAGAACUCGACUGAUGCAGCGGUCGUGGAUGUGCGGCUGCAGGUGAGCGUAUUCAGACGAGAACAUUGGGAAUUUGGGAAUUAGGGUUUGAAUCAUAUUAUAUGAGGGGUGUAUCUGUCCAUUCAUUUAUAAUUAGUCAUAUUUUUGUCCAGAUUUAAAACAGGACUUAUUUUUGUCUUUUAGAAGUGUGGUAGUAUUAUAUCCGUCAUUAUUUCUACUCCCUAACACUAAAAGCCCUCACGCCCCAACCCGAAAGAUCAAACGGCUAUAAACUUUAUACACGUGUUCAACACAUAGGAACUAUGUCCUCCACAUCCACACGGUUGCUUAGGUUUCCAUUUUUGGUUAUUUGUCUAACUUUCCCACCUUUUCACUGAUUUACCCGCUUUACCCGUUCAGCUACCGGUGGGGGUAUGGUUUUGUCAAUAUUGACUUGUGCCACUGUCGACGGAUCAUAGCCGGGAAAUGAAAAUCUCCGUACUUUUUCUCACACACACUAUCCGAAGCUUCCUCCGCUUCACUCUCUUUUUCUGUAAAAUUCCUCUCUAUACAAACUGCACACAUAUGGCUUCAAUUUUUUUUUUUUGCCUCCCUGUUUUCUCGCACAGACAAGAAAUGCCAAAAUUUACCUCCACAGUUGGGGGAAAAGCCGUCUUCCCAAUCUGCCACAGCUUCACGCCAAUAUCUUCUUUUCCUCCUCUCACAAUUGUCUAGUUUCUGAUUUUACGAGGUGCGUAGACAAACGCAUUUAGAAUCCUCUAAGUAAUUGUGGGGUUCAUUUGCUUUCAAUUUUAUCAUGGUUGGAUUUGAUCACAGCUCCUUAUUGUUGGCAUUGAUUAAAUGUGCUAAUUGAUGCUUUUAACUGGUGCUUUACUAUGACUACGUUUUGUAGUGGAUUUAUAAUGGCUGAAGGUGGAAUUUGAAGGUGCACGUGUCAUUGCUAAACUCAGUGUAUCUAGACAAUGUCAGGCUCUGUGAAAUCAUUGGAACCAGCAUUUCAGGGAGCAGGCCAAAGAGUAGGUACUGAGAUCUGGAGAAUUGAAAAUUUUCAGCCAGUUCCUUUGCCAAAAUCUGAUUAUGGGAAAUUCUACUCAGGCGACUCUUACAUCGUCUUGCAGACAACUUCCGGUAAGGGAGUCAGUUAUUUGUUUGAUAUACACUUUUGGCUUGGAAAAGAUACUAGUCAGGAUGAAGCUGGAACAGCUGCAAUUAAAACUAUAGAACUCGAUACAAUGCUUGGAGGACGAGCAGUACAUCACAGAGAAAUCCAAGGUCAUGAAUCUGAUAGGUUCUUAUCCUACUUCAAACCAUGCCUUAUACCAUUAGAAGGGGGUGUUGCAUCUGGAUUUAAGACACUAGAAGAGGGAGAAUUUGAAACAUGCUUAUAUGUGUGCAAGGGAAAAAGAGUUGUCAGGAUGAAGCAGGUUCCAUUCUCUCGUUCAUCACUAAAUCAUGAUGAUGUCUUCAUUCUGGAUACAAAAGAGAAGAUAUAUCAGUUCAAUGGUGCAAACUCCAGCAUUCAGGAAAGGGCCAAAGCAUUAGAAGUAGUCCAGUUUUUGAAGGACACUCAUCACAGUGGAGUUUGUAUGGUUGCCAUUGUAGAAGAUGGAAAUCAAGCUGAACCCGACUCUGGUGAAUUCUGGGAGCAUUUUGGUGGGUUUGCUCCAAUUUGCAGGAAGGUUGUUGGUGAAGAUGAUAUCAUUCCAGAGAAAACUCCUCCUAAACUCUUCUGCAUUGCAGAUGGUCAACUCAAUCCUGUAGAUGGUGAACUUUCCAAAUCUAUUUUGGAAAGUACCAAAUGCUAUUUAUUGGAUUGUGGCACAGAGAUAUUUGUUUGGGUUGGGCGUGUUACUCAACUGGAUGAGAGAAAAGUUGCCACUCAAGCUGCAGAGGAAUUCUUUGUCAGUCAAAAUAGACCUAAAUCAACCAAAUUUACUCGGCUCAUUCAAGGUCAUGAGACACAUUCAUUUAAGUUUGAAUUUGGUUCUUGGUCGUCUGAAUCAACAUCUGCACCUGAGGAAGGAAGAGGAAAAGUUGCAGCUUUCCUGAAGCAACAAGGUGGUGGCAUCAAAGCUUCAAGCAAAAGUGCACCUGCAAAGGAGGAAGUCCCCCCUCUACUUGAUGGAGGUGGGAAAAUAGAGGUAUGGUGCAUCAAUGAAAAUGGAAAGACUCCAGUUUCCAAAGAAGAUGUUGGUAAAUUUUACAGCGGAGAUUGCUAUAUAGUUCUAUACUCCUACCACUCUCAUGAUAAGAAAGAAGAUUAUUAUCUUUGCUGGUGGAUCGGGAAGGAUAGUGUUGAGGAGGACCAGAUGAUGGCAGCUGAAGUGGUCAUGAAAAUGUUCAAAUCACUAAAAGGGAGACCUGUUAUGGGUCGGAUAUUUCAAGGGAAAGAGCCACCCCAAUUUGUUGCCAUAUUCCAGCCCAUGGUGAUCCUUAAGGGUGGAUUAAGCUCUGGAUACAAGAAUUACAUUACAGACAAAGGUUUAAAUGAUGAAACUUAUACUGCUCAUUCAGUUGCUCUUGUCCGGAUAUCUGGAACAUCUGCCCAUAAUAAUAAAGCUGUUGAAGUUGAUGCUGUGGCAACAUCACUCAACUCUAAUGAAUGCUUUAUUCUUCAAUCUGGCUCAAUGUUCAUUUGGCACGGAAUCCACAGUACUUAUGAGCAGCAACAGCUAGCUGCAAAGGUUGCUGAAUUCUUGAAGCCAGGAGUGUCAGUGAAACACACUAAAGAAGGAGCUGAGAUAUCAGCUUUCUGGUCUGCUCUUGGUGAUAAAGAGAGCUACAUUAGCAAGAAGGCACCUGCAGAGUUUAUGUUCCGUGAUCCCCACAUGUUCACACAUUCCAUCAACAGAGGUAAAUUUGAGGUAAGUUCUGAAAGUUGGGCCUAAUUCCUUCACAUAUUCCUAUGUAUUAAUUAAUAGCUCUGUAACACAGUUCUUCCCCGUCUAUCAUAUGUUAGGUCAAGGAAGUGUACAACUUUUCUCAAGACGAUCUUUUAACUGAGGAUGUCUUGAUACUGGACACACAUGCUGAAGUCUUUAUAUGGAUUGGUCAGUUGGCUGACCCCAACGACAAGCAAACUGCUUUUGAAAUUGGGCAGAAAUACAUUGAGAUAGCCUCAUCUUUGGAAGGAUUGUCCCCUAAUGUUCCACUGUAUAAAGUCACAGAGGGAAAUGAGCCAUGCUUCUUCACCACAUUCUUUUCUUGGGAUCCUGCAAAAGCUUUUGCACAUGGAAACUCAUUCCAGAAGAAGGUUAUGUUACUCCUCGGUGCAGGUCAUGCUGCGGAGGAAACAUGCAAUCAAGAUGGGCCAACACAAAGGGCUUCAGCUUUGGCUGCUCUGAACUCUGCAUUUUAUUCAACUUCUUCUUCAUCUAAACCUUCUUCUCCGAGACCAGUAGGGGCAACUCAGGGAUCACAAAGGGCAGCUGCUAUAGCUGCCUUAUCUUCUGUUCUUACAGCUGAAAAUAAGCAGGCACCCAUCAAAAGCCCUUCAGCAGAAUCAAGUCCUACAGCUGGAAUAGAAAAUGAAAAGGCUUCUGCCAAGAUUGAAGAUUCUGAAGUAUCUCCUGAAGUUAAUGAAACAGAUGCAAAAUCUACACAUGAGACUAAUGAAGAGGAGGAUGAUGAUGAUGAAGGGAGGCCUGAAGAAGAGCAAGAUGGAAAUGAUAGCGAAAGCAAUCCUCCCAUAUUCAGUUACGAACAACUAAAGGUCAAAACUGAAAAUCCCAUAACUGGAAUCGACUAUAAAAGGAGAGAGUAUUAUCUGUCCGAUGAGGAAUUCGAGGCAGUCCUAGAAAUGCCAAAGGAAGCCUUCUACAAGUUGCCAAAAUGGAAACAAGAUCAGCUUAAGAAGAGAGUUGAUCUCUUUUAGGAACCAAGAGUUAAUGCCAUUAGCAUUUAGCUUCCCCCUCACUUGAUCAUCUACACAUCUGACAUGGGUUCUAUUACCAUUAUUGAACAACCUCUUUUAUAUGUCCAUUAUAUUUACUUCGUUUGAUAUUUGAAAUACUCCUUUCCUUUUUCUUUUAAUGUUUUGAAAUGCUGUCUUGUAGAGCUACUUUUUAUUACAUGAUGCCAUGAUGGUAUGAAGAUUGUAGUUGCUUUGGAUGGAGUGUCCAGAUGUGUUAGUAAUGGAAGAGUUAGAAAGUGUAGAUACCCAUAAAGAAGGUGUAAACUGUAAAGUUUAAACUUAUAUUGUUUGAGAGUUAAAAAGUGAGUGUUAGUAAGCAAGUGAAUUCACAUAAAUUGAACUCAAAGACAUCUGAACCACUUAUACACACUUUUAGAGUUCUAGCUCUAUAAAUGCCGAUUGGCGUA